UCAGCACAAGCCGGCAGUGAGGAAACAUACGGAAGUUGGUGAAUCUACAGUGUACUUGAUUCAUGAGUCAUUGAAGUGACACAUAUUACCGCACUGAAUCGCAGACUGAGUGCUGAUCGGAAUUCCUAAGUGUUUCAAUCUCUUGCCGCAGAAUGAGUACCACCGCAGACGUAGCAGAUGAGCAAGGACUUGCAGAAGCAUUGGCUGAUCUAAGGUCAGAUGACACAGAGGUCAACCUGGUAGUUCUGGGUCACGUCAACGGCAACCCUAACCUCGUUGAUGUCGUACAUGUGGGGACAAGCCUCUCUGAGGUGGCAGAUGUUCUGGACCCUAAGCAGACUAUGUAUGUGGUGGUCAGACUGACCAGUACCUUUGACAUGUCCACCACUGUUAAGUUUGUGUAUGCACACUGGGUGGGAAACAAAGUCCCUUAUGCAACGCGAGGGAAAUGUGGCGUAGUGCAUGAAAGUGUUCGCAGCCGUCUGGGGGCCUUCCACUUGGAGCUUGAAACCGAUUCUGUAGAAGACCUAACACAGGAGGCCAUCAUGCAGAAGCUUGAAGAAAACUCUGGGACCAAAUCUAAAGUAUUAGAAUCCACUGAGGGCAGACAAGAGAGGGGGUUUACAUCCAGUCAGAUUUUAAGUAAUAAAACCAGUUCAACAGGUCACAAGUCCAUGUCUUCAACUAAAGUCAAUGCAGUGAGUAAAGAGGGCGCUCCUGUGCAGUUUGCCCCAGAGGUGCCAGAUGCUGUUGCUGAUGUUCGAGAUGAUGGCACAGCCACUAACUGGAUGUUGGCUGGCUAUGAACGUGGCGACCCCAAGCAGCAGAUAGUGGUACUAGGCUCUGGCACAGGUGGGCUGGAAGAACUGAAAGCGGGCUUUGAUAAUUCUCUUGCCAUGUACGCCCUGCUUAGAGUCACUGAUGUGGUGGACGAUAUCACCACUGUGAAAUUUGUCUACAUAUUAUGGAUGGGAGACAAGGUGAAGCCCAUGAGUAGAGCCAAGGUGUCCACACACAAGGGAGCCGUAGAGGAGAUGUUCAAACCUGCACAUGUCACAAUCUUUGCCUCAGACCUCAGUGACUUGAAGGGAGUUAUGGAUAAGGUAACUUCUGCCUCAGGAACCAAGGUACACGUGAGAUCCUCCUGAAGCUGCGGCCAUUCAUCCACGAUCACCUGCUUAAGAACAUCAUUCUGUUACCAUAGUGAAAGUUUUGAUUCAUCCUGUUGUUUUAAACCAAGCUGAAGAUGGAAUUUUUAAUUAAAUGCUGUACUGGAGCUUAUUGCAGUUUGCAGCACGGUAACAAGGCCUUAUAGUGGUAAGACUGAAACAGAGUGACCACAGAUUUAAACUUAAGCUUCAGUAUGAGAUCGGAUGAAAAUUCCAUCUUUAUCUCAACAUUCUGAUACAUUCUUCAUUCACCAGUGAACAGCUUGUUAUUAAAAAACAUUAGUCUGCGGACCAGUAUUUUAUAUUUAUGAAUCAUUCCUUCUUUUUCUUUCCAAAAUAUUCCCAGGAAAUAAGGAUUUCCAUGAAUAUUAUUAGUAGUUAGUAACUUCCAUAAAUAUAUGUAUGAAAUAAAUAUUUCCAAAAAUAUUUGUAGGAAAUUAGAAUGUCCAUAAAUGUUUGUAGGAUAUUAGGAUUUAUUAGAUUUAAUUUCUUUGUAUUGGUUAAAGAGCAAAGAAACUAAUUGUGUGGAAAAGCUGAAUUGUAAUAUUUUCUCUUCUUCAUUGGCACUGCACUGGCGGUUUGUGCCCAGCCACUGGUUUCAGCUCAAACCAGAUUUACAAGUUUUAAAGCUAUGCACCUGUAUUUUGUUAAAAAUUGUUAAGAUUAUAUAAGUCUGAUAAGCAUUUGCUUUUUAAAUAUAUAUAGUAUGGUAUAUGAAGUAUAUUCAUUCACUAUAUAAUUUGUUUUUCAUAUUUAACCUGAUGGCUAAGAAUGUGCUUAUUGUGUCUUUUUGAAAAAUUCUGAACAGUGUCUUUCCAGACUUAUUUGUUGCUAAUUGAGACAAAAUGUUCAAAUUAUGUUAUAUGUAUUUAGAUUACAAAUAAGUAAUCAUUUUAUUGUCUUUUAAAUUAGAUAAUUACUCCGAUGUUAACUGCCAAGGUGCCUUUAUUCUUUAAAAUUGACUUUGAAUAAGUGUGACUGAGAUAGCUUUAGCUCAAAAACAUUUUAUUCCUUAAGUAUUAUGUAAAUGAAAUGAUUGAUAAAGUAAAUGUUAUAUGUGCAAUUGUAUUUUUGUUUCUUUUCAAAUUUAGGACGUAUUUUACGGAAGGAAGAAAAUGUGAUUGUCAUUUGAUUCUGAACUAUUUAUUGAAUGGGAAAUUUUAUUUUUAUUCAGCACCACCUGUAUGCAAUGAUAUUAUUAUAGAUCAUGCCAUUUUUGUGCAAAGCAGAAUUUGUCCUAUUGAUCGUACCAAUUUGAACUGCAUAUUGAUGUUAUAUUAUACAAAUAUUUGACUGACAGUAUUUUCAGCAGUAGUAAUAGUUUAAAAAGAUUUUUACUGCAAGUGAAAGAUUAUUUAUUCAACCAUGUUAGACCCCAUUCCCAGAGAUUAGAUCAAGCCAACUAGAUCGACCUAACUCCCUGGGGGU
Lingula anatina is the source of this 2597-nucleotide messenger RNA. RefSeq lists its product as uncharacterized. NCBI's taxonomy places the organism in Eukaryota, Metazoa, Brachiopoda, Lingulata, Lingulida, Lingulidae. Gene Ontology annotation, biological process: regulation of actin filament polymerization. Gene Ontology annotation, molecular function: actin filament binding. The record is from RefSeq and is a predicted model, not a curated record. Gene Ontology annotation, cellular component: cortical actin cytoskeleton; site of polarized growth; actin filament.